Aspergillus wentii DTO 134E9 is the source of this 1461-nucleotide messenger RNA. Its product is annotated as cytochrome P450. Bases 1 to 1461 code for a protein of 486 amino acids. The transcript has 2 exons. Gene Ontology annotation, molecular function: monooxygenase activity; heme binding; iron ion binding. The record is from RefSeq and is a predicted model, not a curated record. Lineage: Eukaryota; Fungi; Ascomycota; Eurotiomycetes; Eurotiales; Aspergillaceae.
AUGCUUUCCAUCAUUGUCGCCCUCGUGGUCAUCCUGACUCUAUACAAAUACAUCACGUAUCUACACUCCCCCCUCUCCAAAAUCCCCAAUGCCCACUUCACUUCCCCCUUCACCUCGAAAUGGAUAGAUUCAAAGCGCAAUAAAGGCACAGAAGUGCUCACCCUCCACUCUCUCCACCGCAAACAUGGGCCCCUCGUCCGCCUCGCCCCCAACGAACUGAGCGUGAACUCGCUCCACGGGCUGAAAACCAUUUACACGGGCGCAUUCGAAAAACACUGCUUCUACGCAGAUGUGUUUGUCAACUUCAUGACGCCGAAUCUGGUGGGCAUGGUGCAUAAUAAGCCACACGCGGAGCAGAAGCGCAUGCUGAGUCGGGUUUAUUCCAAGUCGUACUUGGCGGAGUCGGUGGAUUUGAGAGCCAUUUCGCGGAUGAUGCUGAAGGAGAGGAUAUUUCCUAUUUUGGAUAAUUUGGCGCAGACGGGGGAUUCAGUCAAUGUGCUGCCGCUGUUUCAGGCUGUGGGGAUGGAUUUUACCUCCUCGUAUUUGUUUGGGACGGAGAAUGGGACGAUGUUUGUGUUUGAUAUGGGGGAGUGGAUGAGGUGGCUGGGGGAGUAUGAGCGGUUCAAGUAUAUGAGUCUGCAGGAGCGAUAUCAUGGGUUUAUUGAGAGUUGGUGUCUGUCGCUCUGUCAAAAGAUGAAGCUGAAUGAACAUCCGAAUGAUGUGUCUGUGUCUACCAAGGCAGUGGUGUACAGCCAGCUCCACGACAGUCUGCUCAAAAACCCAGACGAUCGACCAAUUGAGCUGGCCAUUGCGUCUGAACUACUCGACCAUCUUGUUGCCGGCCAUGAAACAACUGGCAUCACAUUCACCUACAUGAUGUGGCAGCUAUCGCAACAUCCCCAUCUACAGGACGAACUACGAGAAGAACUCCUCACCCUCCAACCUCAGCUGAAAUAUCCAUUUACCAAUGAUCUACCAUCCCCAUCAUCAAUCGACUCUCUCCCCCUCCUCGACGCAAUGGUCAGAGAGACGCUUCGUCUGCAUUCACCCGCUCCCGGCCCCUUACCACGAGUAACACCGCAUACUCCAUCCGGCACAUCUAUCGAUUCAUACCACAACAUCCCCGGCGGCGUCAAAGUCAGUUCCUCCGCGUACAGCCUCCACCGCAUCGAGGAAGUCUAUCCCAACCCAGCAGAAUGGCUUCCAGAACGAUGGCUUCACCCAGAAGGGAGAAUCCACGAUAUGCGCAGACUGUGGUGGCCGUUUGGAAGUGGAGGAAGGAUGUGUUUGGGGAGUAAUUUUGCCUUGCAGGAGAUUAAAUUGGUCAUGGCUGCGGUGUUUACGAAUUAUACGACGACGAUUGUGGACGAUGAAGGCAUUGAGCAGGAUUAUGAGUUUAUUUCGUUGCCAAAGGGGAGGAAGUUGAUGCUCAGGUUUGCUGCUGUUGAUUAUGAUUCAUGA